Messenger RNA from Eptesicus fuscus (big brown bat), 1872 nucleotides. RefSeq names its product cytochrome P450 4B1. The transcript has 13 exons. Gene Ontology annotation, molecular function: heme binding; oxidoreductase activity, acting on paired donors, with incorporation or reduction of molecular oxygen; monooxygenase activity. Bases 33 to 1667 code for a protein of 544 amino acids. The record is from RefSeq and is a predicted model, not a curated record. Lineage: Eukaryota; Metazoa; Chordata; Mammalia; Chiroptera; Vespertilionidae.
UGGGAGGAGACUGGGUGGCUGCAACUUCAGCCAUGGUGCCUGCCUUGCUCUCCCUGAGCCUUUCCCGCCUGGGCCUGUGGGCUUUGGGACUGAUCUUGGUCUUAGGUUUCCUCAAGUUCAUUCAUCUGUUGGUGCGACGGCAGUUCUUGGCCAGGGCGAUGGACAGCUUCCCAGGGCCCCCCACCCACUGGCUCUUUGGGCAUGCCCUUGAGAUACAGCAGCCAGGGAGCCUGGACAAGGUGGUAUCCUGGGCUCAGCAGUUCCCCUACGCCCACCCACUCUGGUUUGGACAGUUUCUUGGCUUCCUGAACAUCUAUGAGCCUGACUACGCCAAAGCUGUGUAUAGCCGAGGGGACCCGAAGGCCCCAGAUGUGUAUAACUAUUUCCUCCAGUGGAUUGGGAAAGGCCUGCUGGUCCUCGAUGGGCCCAAGUGGUUCCAGCACCGCAAGCUGCUCACACCUGGCUUCCAUUAUGAUGUGCUGAAGCCCUAUGUGAAGGUGUUUGCUGACUCGACACACAUCAUGCUGGACAAGUGGGAAGAAAAGGCUCGUAAGGACAAGAGCUUUGACAUCUUCAGUGAUGUGGGCCACAUGGCACUGGACUCACUCAUGAAGUGCACCUUUGGCAAAGGAAACAGCGGCCUGGGCCACAGGGACAAUAACUACUACGUGGCAGUCAGCGAUCUCACUCUGCUGAUGCAGCAGCGCAUAGAGUCCUUACAGUACCAUAAUGACUUCAUCUACUGGCUUACUCCACAUGGCCGCCGUUUCCUGCGGGCCUGCCAGGUGGCCCAUGACCACACAGAUCAAGUCAUCAGGGAAAGAAAGGCAGCCCUACAAGAUGAGAAAGAGCAGAAGAAGAUCCAGAACCGGAGGUACCUGGAUUUCCUGGACAUUCUCCUGGGGGCUCGGGAUGAAAAUGGGAUCAAGCUGUCAGAUGCAGACCUCCGGGCUGAAGUGGACACAUUCAUGUUUGAAGGUCAUGACACCACCACCAGUGGCAUCUCCUGGUUUCUCUACUGCAUGGCCCUAAACCCAGAACACCAGGAUCGCUGUCGGGAGGAAGCCCGUGAGAUCAUUGGAGACAGGGACUCCUUCCAGUGCUCCAAAGGGGAAUCCAAGCAGAAUCCAAACAACUGUCUCUUGUGGGGCUUCUGUGGGGCUCUGAGAGACACAGAAAAGACUGGUUGUGUUGCCGGUAGGGAUGAUCUGGGCAAGAUGACCUACUUGACCAUGUGCAUCAAGGAGAGCCUCCGCCUCUACCCGCCCGUACCCCAGGUGUACCGCCAGCUCAGCAAGCCUGUCAGCUUUGUGGAUGGCCGCUCUCUACCUGCAGACAGCCUGGUCUCUCUGCACAUCUAUGCCCUCCAUAGGAACAGCGCAGUGUGGCCUGAUCCUGAGGUCUUUGACCCCCUGCGCUUUUCCCCUGAGAAUGCAACUGGACGCCACCCCUUCGCCUUCAUGCCUUUCUCCGCUGGGCCAAGGAACUGCAUUGGGCAGCAGUUUGCCAUGAACGAGAUGAAGGUGGUCACAGCCCUCUGCUUGCUCCGCUUUGAGUUCGCCGUGGACCCCUUGCGGCCACCCAUCAAAUUGCUCCAGCUGGUCCUGCGCUCCAAGAAUGGCAUCUACCUCCACCUGAAGCCACUGGGCUCAGGCUCUGAGAAGUAGUUCUGCCAAAAGUAGGGCCCCAGAUAGCUCAAGUUGUGGCCUCUCCCUAGACACGGCCCCCUCCAGGCUGGACUGUGGAGCAGCUGUGGCUCCAUGUCUUUGGGAGGCUUGUAUUAUAGAUGGGGAGUAGGUACCCACAUACACAGUCACUGUGAGGGAAGUGCCAUGGAAACAUGUGUGUCUAUAAAUGCUUAUCAUACAUGUA